AUGGCAAUGUUAGCGAACACAGAUUUAGAAAGGAUAAAUGAAACUACUAGGGUACCCUUAAUAGAGGGUCAUGGAGAUGAAGGAGGAGCAAACAAAACAAGCUGGUGGAAGAAAGUGUUGGACGUGGAGGAGGUCAAGAAACGGGUCUUGUUUUCAUUGCCAAUGAUUUUUACCAAUCUUUUCUACUAUUUGAUCACUUUGGUGUCAGUCAUGUUUGCUGGCCAUCUUGGGAAGCUUGAGCUUGCUGGUGCAACCCUUGCCAAUUCACGGGCCAUUGUUACUGAAAGAAGAGCAAGAAGAAGGAGAAAUUUAGAAGACAAAGGCUGUAUGAGAGUGAUCUUUGUGUGUUCUUCAUUGCUCUGUUUAUCAGUUACUGGUUUUGCUUUCAUGGUUGGGUUAAGUGGAGCUCUUGAGACGCUUUGUGGACAAAGGGUUAUUUGCAUAUGGAUUCCUGCAAAACAUCUUGAGAUUUCUUCAGGCACAAUUUGUUGUCCUGCCAUUGGUCUUCUCGUUCGUCCCCCUUGUUAUUCAUUUCGGCAUUGCUUAUGGUUUGGUACAUUGGACAGCUCUUGGUUACAAGGGAGCUCCACUUGCGGCUUCAAUUUCCCAUGGGAAGGUUUUUCGUUAGAAUCGUUCCAUUAUGUCCUUACUGAUUUGAAACUUGCCCUCCCCUCAGCACUAAUGGUAUGUUUGGAGGAAUGGGUUUUUGAGAUUCUGGUGUUGAUGGGAGGAUUGAUGCCAAACUCGGAAGAAAUAACUUCACUAAUGGCGAUGUCUGUGAAUACAGAAGCAAUUGCAUACAUUAUUAUAUAUGGCCUCAGUGCUGCUGCAAGCACAAGGGUGUCAAAUGACUUGGGAGCUGGCAAUCCUGACAAAGCUAAGAAGGCAAUGGCUGUGACUCUUAAGCUCUCUAUGCUUCUUGCUUUCGUUCUUGUUCUCACUGUUGUGGUCGGUCACAAUAUCCGGGUCAGCUUCUUCAGUGACAGCCACAUAAUAGCAGAGCAAUUUGCUUCCAUGGUGCCUUUGCUUGUAAUUUCAAUAAUUGUAGAUUCUGUGCAAAGUGUUUUAUCAGGUGUGGCCAGAGGAUGUGGAUGGCAACACUUGACUGUGUAUGUAAACAUUGUCACAUUCUAUUUGAUUGGCAUGACAAUUUCCAGUCUUCUUGGGUUUAAGUUCAAACUACAUGCCAAGGGCUUGUGGAUUGGUUUAACCUGUGGUCUCUCCUGUCAAGCUGCCACAGUUUUGUAUAUUACACAGAGCACAAAGUGGACUGUGUUGGAUUUAUCUGAUAUUGCAGAGAGAGAAAAGCCAGUUUUGGUGUAA
Molecule: messenger RNA, 1323 nt
Organism: Prunus armeniaca (apricot)
Lineage: Eukaryota; Viridiplantae; Streptophyta; Magnoliopsida; Rosales; Rosaceae
Source: the annotation of a GenBank genome assembly